AUGCCGUAUAAUGGAAUAAACCAGAUCAAUCACCAAGUCAUCGUUCCAGGCGAAGACAGUUUAGAGACUUCCGGAAGAUCAAGUUUACUCUAUGAUUCUUACGAUGAAAUAAGUGAUAACAGUAGUGAUGGUGGUAGCUCUACUGCAGAACUUGAUACGUCAUAUGACAACUAUGACAGGAUAGAUGUGAAUGAUGAUGAUCCAUAUCACGAAAAUGAGAUACUUAAGGAAGCACGCCAUAAACUUUUUACUCUUAGGACAAAAACAACAGGGUUUCGAGCAAGAACUGCAUUACCAUAUAAAUAUUUAUCAAACAAUCACUAUUUUAAUGAUUUUUUAAAAAAUAUGAAUGCUUCUCAAAAAAUAUAUAGACCAAUAGAUAAACAGGGAUUUAAUAACCUUCAACCAUUUAACCAUUUUUAUAUAUAUAAUGAUCGGCAACUACUGAAUGCACAACUUAUGACUUAUGAUUUUAGAAAAGAAAGUAUGCGUAACGAAGAAUAUUCAAUUGAAGAUACAGAGAAAAAUUCUCAGUUUAUUUAUUCAACUUUAUUAUUCAGCUAUGAUUCCUUUCGUUUUAUUGGAAGUCCGACAACUACUAAAUUACGUGAAGGAAUUAGUGAUGCCAUUGUUGUUAACGCCUGUAAUGAUGUAAUGGAUGACAUUCUCUUAUUGGUCCAACCUAAUGGGAUGCUAUUGUCAAUCCUGCCAACAAAGAAUAUAGGGAAUUCUGAAAUUGAUUUUAAUUUGGAAAUGUCCACUGUUUUGCAAUAUUGGGACCUAGGAUGUCGUGGUGAUUGGAAAAUUACAGCGGAACAAAGUUCACGUAUCGGUUUGAAUUUUAUUAUAACAGAUACAGUUUCUGGAAAUAUAAAGUUUUUCAGAUUUUUAGAUAAAUAUGAGUUUACUAUGGUGAAUAAUCUAUGCUUAGAUGAUUACACAAUACAGUCCUGCGAAUUUUUUGUUAGUAAUGUAAAAAAUUAUUCUGCAAAUAAUAUCAAUGCUAUCGAGGAGAAUGAUACUUCCGAUGAUAUAAACAAUAGUCAAAGUAAUGACCCUAUUAUGCUUUUUGUUGCAACAACACAUGCUGAAAGAGUAGUUCAUCUUUGUAUAGAGUGGAGUAAUUUAGAUCCUUACCACAAGAGAGUACAUCAGUUGACAUACCAAAAGAAUUAUUAUAACUAUAACUCAAUACCACUACAACAGAAUAGAGUUCUUACUAGCCAGAAGGAUGGUCUAACAUUAAUAUCUGCAAAUCAAAUUAUGUCAGGUGAAACCUCUUUUAUUACGGCACAUUUACCUAAUAAUAUGAAAGGAAUAAUAUCUUGGUUUUCAUGUAGUCUUUUAUUGAAAAAACUACAAUCUCUAAAUUCUGAACAAUUUGAUCAAUACAGCGACUGUAUAGUUGCAGCGUCUGCAACAGGAACAAUAUUUGCCUGUUUAAUUAGCAGUACAACCAUAGACCUACACCCGCUUACAAGAUUUAAAGGUGUUUCAUUCAUUUCUCCUUCAUAUCUACCAUCUUUAGAAAAUGAAAGUUUACGCUAUAACAUGAAAGUAAUGAGUUUCAAUAGAAUGGUUAAUAUUAGAAUUAACCUGUUGAAUACACUGAAUUCCACGUCUGUGUUGGCAUAUCAAAAUGUUCUAUCAAGGAAAACUGAGGAUAUUAGUUCUGACAAUAAUACCAAGAUCGCUAUAAUAAAAAAUAAUGUGUGGGUAUUUUCCAAUUCAUCCGUAUCUCAAAUUACAAAUGUCAUAAACGAUCGAGAUCCAUUACCCUAUUUGAAAGUCUCAGAAGCGGUGGAGAAUCUUCGGAUAUUUAAUAUUUACAAUAAUAUAAAAACUUUUAAACUCGAUGCAUUGACUUCGUGGCAAACAUUUUUGGAUAUAGAGUUUCCGGAUGAUAGUCUACUUAUCAUUGGAACAGAUAAAGAACAGGUAAUGGAUAUAUAUUUACUCAAACCCCUUCACGAUGCUGAAAAUGAGGAGACUAAUUUUGAAAUUAUCAACUUAGAAGGAAUAUUAGUAAACAAUUUUAAUACUACCUCAAUUCCAUUACUCUUUGAGCCAUAUAAAGAAUUUUUAAUUUAUGUCGACGAAGAAUGUGUAUCCGUUCUUUCUAUCGAAACCGGUUCCGUUAAAACAUACACUGCUGAAUUUAAAAUUGACGGGGCUACCUUUUCAUUAGGAGUGAUAGUCCUCUGGAAUUCUGAAUCCUCAAUACUUAAUCACUUUUGCCACAAUAUAAUUGAAUGGUUCCAUGAUACGACGGGGGAUGUACAUUUUGAAAGCGUGUCUGAAAAUAAAAGUGGUGCUGGCUGCAGCAAAAGUGGCAAUAAGCUAUAUUUUAUAGAUAAAUUAAAUUAUGAAAACUCUGACAAGUUUGAAUUAUUUUUAGCUGUACCAUAUUUAUUGUAUCCAACGCUAUAUCAAAAGAAUACCGAUAAACGUAAACGUGAUAGUAUAUCAACCCAGGUUAACGAUUUUAUAGUUCUGGAUGGAUUACGUGUAUAUUCAGCAGAGGGUGCGGUAAUCCAGGGUAUUAAACUUGGUGAUGACAAAUACCGAAGUAUUUAUCUACCAUUAUUACCGACAGGGCCACAAGAUAUACAACUCAGAAAGUUCACGAGAAGUUCUGUUUUGGCUUUUACUGCCAAUCGUGUGUUUAUCAUUAAUUUUAGAGAUUUGAACAAUUAUGACUUGCAUUUUCCUUUCUUGUAUGAGCUCAAGAUACCAUACCAGGGGAAAGAAAAUUUGAUUCUAGAUAUUUCUGUCCAGUCAGAUGAUGAGAUAUCGAAUGAUCCCAUGAAAUGCACUCUUUACAUUUUAUUUGCCAAUGGACUAAAGAUUUUUAAACCAAAUUACUACAGUUGGACAUACACCAAUUGCCUUUUAAAAUAUACGAGAAGUAAUAAUAAAACGUUUAUUUAUCUUGAAAGACUUAAUAGACUGGCUGUCAUUAAUUACGAUUACAAUGACUGGUACUGUAUUAAAUUAGAAAAUGGUAAAGUUCUAGCAUUAGAUAAUUCUGUUUUCGAAAAAGAUCAUAAACUAAUUAAUGUUGUAGACGUAAACAUACAUUCCAAAAGUAAGCAAUAUGAUACAUUACUUUUCGUUUUUGAGAGAUUAAUUAAGGUUGUUGAAGUUUCUUCAAAGAAUGGAAAAGUUACUGUAAGAUGCUUACAAACUAAGGUUUUUAAUGCCGAACUCAGUAAACAAGUGUGUGUGACGCCUGAAAGAAUCUAUUUAUUACGUGUUAAUAUGCAAGAAAGCGGAAAUAGUGAUACGUUUAGUAGAGAUUACAAUAUUGAGGAUAAUAGGGACUCUAUGUUUCAUAUUAUUCUCAAGGGUAUUGAUCAAGAAAUAUUUAUUGAGAACGAAGUUAAGUUCUACGGAAGAGGAGACUUAGGAAUGUUCCAUUUUUUUGCUAAUAAGUAUGCAAUUAUUACUGAUUCUACACAAUCGAGAUUAUUACAGGAUCGUAAUGUAGACCAAAAGGGUACGUUUGACCCAGCAUCAUUUUUUGUAACAGACUUACCAACCGAUUCUAAAGUUGUAAAAAUAAUACCCAUCACUGAGUUUGUUAGUGUUGUUGCCGUAGAAUUAGGAGAAAGAGCCCAAUAUUCAUCCAAAUUAAUAUUUUUGGGGUACCAUGAUAGAAAUUUCAAUGCUGUGAAAACUGAAAGAGAGGCCAACGAUUAUGCUGAAGUAUUACACAGUAUAAAUAGAGCGGCAUCAGAGGGUGCAUCUUUUAUUGAGAAUAUGGCAGAACGCUCUUCAAGUAGCUAUUAUAAUGAAUCACUAGAGCUACUAUACGAACAUCCUCAUAGGGGUGACUCUCGACGUGAAAAUUCGACUAUAAGAAUGCCAAUAUCUGGUGGAACCAUAGAUUCGAAUAAAUAUGCGAUACAAUCUUACGCAUUAUCGCUGAGUGAUCCUGUAUACCAUUGCAAGUAUAACGGUUACACUAGAAUUAUAAAUAUUCAAGAAAAAAUACAAGAUAUGACAUAUAGUCCUGACCAAAAAAUAUUAGCUGUCCUAUGUUCAGAUCAAACAGUAUUGCAGUUUAAAAUGGGAGGAACCUACAAUCAAGAAUGGAUAAACAGUUCAAUGGUAGACGCCUCUUAUAAUAACGAUGCAACUUAUAUCCCUCCACGAUCAAAGAGACCUAAAGAGAACCACGGUAUGCUAUUGAGAGAUAUUGACACAUAUGGUAGAAUUUGGACAUAG
Messenger RNA from Maudiozyma saulgeensis, 4230 nucleotides. NCBI's taxonomy places the organism in Eukaryota, Fungi, Ascomycota, Saccharomycetes, Saccharomycetales, Saccharomycetaceae. The record is from the annotation of a GenBank genome assembly.